Phragmites australis (common reed) is the source of this 891-nucleotide messenger RNA. RefSeq names its product horcolin-like. Lineage: Eukaryota; Viridiplantae; Streptophyta; Magnoliopsida; Poales; Poaceae. The transcript has 2 exons. Gene Ontology annotation, molecular function: carbohydrate binding. The record is from RefSeq and is a predicted model, not a curated record. The coding region runs from base 168 to 698 and encodes 176 amino acids.
GAGUAUCUAUCUACUGGUGCUCUGUUCUGCAGCAGCGCAGAAGUUGACGAUCGAAAUGGUCUCUCCCCGUUGUCUCCUACCUCCUCUCCUCUUAGUCCAUUUCGUUCACUCUGAGCUCCAUGCUGUGCUAUGUGUAGUUGCAUUGCCAGCAUGUCAAUUCUUCACUCAUGGCCGGGCUUGUGUAUGUGCAGAGCUCGCUGGUCAAGGUCGGGACGUGGGGCGGGGACGCCGGGAUCCCCCUCGACAUCACGGUGGCGCCGCAGCGGCUCGAGAGUAUAAAGCUCCGCUGGGGCAAGGUCAUCGACUGGAUCGCCUUCUCCUACCGGGACCGGGAGAAGCAGCUGCACACGGCCGGUCCCUGGGGCGGCAACGGAAAAGGAGAGGGCGACGAGGAGAUCAUCCUCGACGCUUCCGAGUACGUGACGGAGAUCGCCGGAACUGUGGGCCCGAUCGGGGACUUCACCCAUACCAUCAGCUCGCUCAAGUUCGUCACCAACCGUGCCAAUUACGGGCCAUUCGGCCGCGGCGCCGGGACGCCGUUCAACGUUCCGGUGCUCAACAAUGGCAGCAUCGUCGGCAUGUUCGCCCGCGCCGGAGAUUUUCUCGACGCCAUCGGCUUCUACAUCCUCCCGUCUGAAUCCGGCGACCAGCCAAACAGACCAACUGAUGAUGCCGCUCCAGUCAGUCAGAUCCAGUGAUUCAUGGUUUGCUGCCAAUUGCUGUUUUUCUUACCACAUGUAAUAUAAUUUGCUGCAAAAAGUCCGGGAUCAUAGUAUGCGCUGAUGUGUGGUGUUCCAAUGCGCGGGGUUCUUCGUUCGUUCAAUUUUCACCUGUUGUUCUGCCGUGGAUUACACGCACUUCGAAUAAAAUUGUGAAGAGGAUUUUCGUUUC